This is a messenger RNA of Pieris napi, 1655 nucleotides long. Its product is annotated as homeobox protein Nkx-2.2a-like. The record is from RefSeq and is a predicted model, not a curated record. The coding region runs from base 45 to 992 and encodes 315 amino acids. Gene Ontology annotation, cellular component: nucleus. Gene Ontology annotation, molecular function: DNA-binding transcription factor activity, RNA polymerase II-specific; RNA polymerase II cis-regulatory region sequence-specific DNA binding. Gene Ontology annotation, biological process: regulation of transcription by RNA polymerase II; cell differentiation. NCBI's taxonomy places the organism in Eukaryota, Metazoa, Arthropoda, Insecta, Lepidoptera, Pieridae. The transcript has 3 exons.
CAGUCGAUAGUCAAUCGGUGUGUACGUGUGAUGUGUAGUGUAAAAUGAAAAUGAUGGCUGAAAACGAGAUGGGUUACAAUGAGUAUUAUAACUACGAGAGUUGGCCAGUGGUACCUCCGGAAUACACGGAGCCUUGUCAGUACCGCCAGCCCCCGAUUGAGGAAGACUACAGAUACAAUACAUAUGCGUUGUUGGAUAGUAUGAAAAUGCCUGGACAGCGGCCGGGAUUCCAAAUAUCGGACAUCCUUGGUUUAAACGAGGCUAAGGGCUUGGAUACGACUUCGCACAACAUCAGUGGCUGUUCUCUGGACAUACCUCCUUAUCCGCCCCAGCAUCCGUAUUCACAUGAACUACUGAGGCAUCACCAGCCCUGGCUCACAUUAGAUCACCAUGAUAGUGCAGGUAUUAUCGGUCAACAAGCCAGUCCGGACAGUACAUCCAGAGCAUCAGAAAUAUCAUAUGUUGGCCCCUCAGCCACUUCGCCCUCAACUGGCCCACGUCAUGACCACGACCACGAUCACGACAAUGACCACGACAUCAUAGAUCACGAUGACGAUAACGACGACCACCCUCCCAGCAACAACGACCCUAGUCUAGUACAUAAGAAACGCAAACGGCGUGUGCUAUUCUCCAAAGCACAGACCUACGAAUUAGAGAGAAGAUUUAGGCAACAGAGAUACUUAUCAGCACCAGAAAGGGAACACCUCGCUAGUUUGAUAAGAUUAACGCCGACGCAGGUGAAAAUAUGGUUUCAAAAUCAUAGAUACAAAACGAAACGCGCCGUUCAAGAGAAAGGCGCUCACGAUUUGAAUGUUGGUGGUCUGAAUUCUCCGCGACGCGUCGCUGUCCCCGUUCUGGUCAAAGACGGAAGGCCUUGCUUAAGCAAGCCAGAUGGCUUGCCACCUUUAGGCAUGUCCCUGCCCCCAUACCAACCAAUGCACCAUCAGCCUCCAACGGGGCACUCGCACCAACCCACUGGUUGUUGGUGGUGAAGUUCGAAUACUAUUCUGUGGUAACUAGUCGUUAUAUUGAUUUUGCAAUCGUAAUGCAGGUGAAUAAUAUAACUUAUCAAACUGACUCACGCAUUUGGAUCAUGAUAUGAUAAGAAAAAGUUUACAGAGAAAUAAACGGCGUUAAAUUCAAUAUUGCAAUUGUGUGAUCGCAUUGAAUCAUAGCUCGAAUGGAGAUAAUGUAUUUUUGUUAGCAUUGGUAUUGUGGAGUUCCUAUUAUUUUAACUUAAAUUAUCAUAGUUUGAAAUAUUCUAGAGAUAUGAAUGUAAAUGCGUAAUAUGAUUGUUUAUUUGUACCGUAAUGCUAAACUUAUUUAAAGUGUUUUUAGGUUUUUUCUGACAGUACUUGACAUACAUUCCACUUGAUUUGUACCAUAGUAUAUAAGAAAUAAACAGAUGUUAUAAGAUUGCAAUAUUUAGAAAGUAAGAAACAGUAUUAAAAUAGUCGAAAUAUGUUUAGAGUAUUUAUGUAUAUUCCAAAGAAAACUAUUUAUGAAUGUGUGUAGACAUGUAGUAUAUUGUAUAUUAUGUACAUACUAUGAACUGUUUAAUAAUUUUUUUAAGAUGAAUUCCUACAAUUCAUUGAUUGAUGUAUAGCCAGAAUAGCCGUAGUCUUUGUAAAAAGUGUUAUAUAUAAAUUAUUCAC